Messenger RNA from Carcharodon carcharias (great white shark), 4164 nucleotides. RefSeq lists its product as uncharacterized. The record is from RefSeq and is a predicted model, not a curated record. The transcript has 7 exons. Bases 659 to 3487 code for a protein of 942 amino acids. NCBI's taxonomy places the organism in Eukaryota, Metazoa, Chordata, Chondrichthyes, Lamniformes, Lamnidae.
CAAAAAUAUCCACGAUAUAGGCAGCUUUCUUGCAGUUUUAUGAAGGAUCGGCCAUUCAGCUUAGCAGUGGCGAUUUUGCACUGUCCAACAACAACCAACCAUCAGAUCCAAAGCAAUGAAAGCUUUGAAGUUUGUAACAGCUGGAGAGAAAACAGCUCUGGGCAUUCUGAGCGAGGGAAAUAAAGCUUGCUGCCAAGUGUAACCGCCUUGCAUUACCAGUUAUAUUUAUAGGAGCCGGUAUGUUUUGCACUAAAUCUAUAGUUUUGUGAGGUUAUUUGUGAGGACUGCGAUUGGGGGAGUGUCAGUUGGAGUGUAACAACUACCUUGCAUUUAUAUGGCGCCUUUAAGGUAGUAAAACCUUAAUCCCCAGCGGGCUAAAUGUCACCGGUGUUGUUAAACAAACUAUGCUAAAAUAAGUUUAGGAAUCUGCGGUGUUCCAGCGUGUGACUUACACACCGUAAUCUUGGCAACGUGUUGUGCCUGAUUUGACCUUGUUAGCGGGCGCGCCAGUUAAAACCGAUGCCCCUGAGCCAUUCAGCAGCGCCGAGAGGCGAGGUUGCACGGAGCCAUGGCUGAUUUUAGAUGAAGUGGCUCGCCACUCCUUUUCUGGACGAAGGACGCGGGGUUUAAAAAAAAAGGUAUUUUCCCUGCUCGCAGAAUGCCGGAGAUGUGGAAUGUCUCAGGCCAUAAUGCAGGGUCUUAUGGUGGAGGCUGUGCGAGUAGAGUGCGGGGCGCGGAGCCCGUGUCUAAGCCCCGAGCUAAGGGCAGAGGCAGGGAGAGGAGCCGGAGUCCUCUCAGAAACAUGUCAACCUCAAAUGGCUUUGAGGAGCCGAGACAAGGGCUCGUGCAAGUCAUCGCCAGCACAACUCAACCCGAUAGAAGUGAGGUCCAGUACCAGCUCUUCCGGCUCAAGAGAAAAUUCGAGGAAGUGAAGAAACGCUACAGACAAGACAAAGAAGUCUGGGUGAAAGAAAAGGAAAUGUUACUGCGGGAAAUCGCCCAGAUCCAAACUGGUGAAAACAGAAGAAUUUUACUUGAUCUUAGGACUAUUUUGGAAGGUGUUCAGGUUAAAGUUAAAAAGGAAGAAGAUCAAAGGGCAGAACUGCAGCAUCAGUAUUCCAGUGACAAGUAUGCCUGGGAACUGGAGAGAGCAGAGCUGAAAUGUCGUAUUGGACAGCUGGAAGUAAAGGCAAGUAAACAGUAUGUAGAAAAAACACCCCAAGAAGCAAGAGAAGCAUUUGGAAAAGAAAGAGAAGAGAAGCAGUUGUUGGCAAACAUUCGCUCAGCAGCCAUGGACCUAAGGAAACAGCUGGAGAUCAGUGAGAGAAACUGGGGCAGGGAGAAGAUGGAGUUACUUGAACAAUUUGAUAAUGAAAGAAAGGAAUGGGAAAGUCAACUGAAGGACAUGCAGAGGAAGAUAGAGCAGAUUUAUUGGGAUGUAAAUUCAAGACAAGAUGGUAAAUUGAAUGGACAGAGAACUGAGCAGAGACAAAGAGAAAACACAAGAGAUGAUUGGGUACUGCUCAAUUUACAUGCCUCCAGUUCUGAAUGCAAUGAGCAACAUGAUGAAAAAGACCAGAAUUGUAUGAACAAUACAAGGGCCCAUGGUGCAGGGAUGGAAGAUGUUUUAAAUGAUUCAGAUCAAGGCAUAGGAAAUAGUGCAACUGUUCCAUUGUUUAUUGAGGAAUUAUCACUUGAAAGUUUAGAGGAAGAUGGUAGCAGCCAAAAUUUGAGAAAUAUACAGAAUGAUAAAAAGAAAUUCUCCAGUGCUCUGAAUGCAGCUUUACAAGAAAUAGCAAAAGUAAGUGAAGAAUUGUGCAGUUACCAAAAGGACGUCCAGAAAAAAGUGAGCCACAGAAGAACAAAAUCAGUUUCAUAUCUGCAAGAAUGUAAAGAGAAACAAAAUGAAAAUACACUUUUAAGGAACGAAAGCUCCUGGGAUGAGAAUAGCUGCGUGUCAAAUGACAUACUUAAAGCAUUAAGCCCUACACUCUCAGAAUACCAAAAAUGUCCUGAAGAGCUACAUAAUGAGAAAAACUGGAGUCACUCCAGUAGAGAUAGGCAUGGAAUUUCUCCUGGAAAUUCAGGAGGAGAUGGCCUCAAUGUUGCAUCUUCCUCAAGGAGAAAAGCACCACCAGUUCCACCAAGGACAUCCUCAUGGUACCUUGCAAACUCAUUUUUAACAUUUCCACUAGAUCAGGAAGAUGCUGUGAAGGAAGAUAACAGCGACUACACAACACAAAAUCACAUUGAGGAAAAAAGUUACAAUUGCCCUUACGUUCUGAGAAAAUGUGAAGCCUCAUUGCAGGAAAAUGAACAGAAAUCUUUCAUUGGUGGAAGACAUUUUGAGACUUUAGCAGCACAAAUUAAAUGUGACAUGGAGCCUAAAUGCAAUAAAAACAAUAACCACAGCAGGUGGUCAUCUGAUGUAACCAAACUUGGCUUCGGAACUGGAAACAAUUACUUUGGUUCAGCAGUAAAAACGUUUUCUUCCGAUAACAACAUAAUGUUUCCAACGCAGCAGCAGAGCCUGGAUGGAAACUCUAACAGUGGACUUAGGCAAACAAAACCUCUGUCGCCAAAAUGUAAUCUAACAGAGUGUAACUUUGCAAGCUCUUCAUCAACAACAGGAGUUUGUAGUACCAGUAGUGUGUUUGUACAAUCCACAUUAGAUGUGCCUUCAACACAAACUGGUACCUUCAGAAAAGCUGCUUUAAAAACUGAAAGCUAUGAUCCUGUUGUCUAUGGAAAAUCAGUGGAAUUGGCACAGAUUGAGGCAGGAUCUAGCUACCCAAGAUCUAACUUCUCAUUUCGCUCUGCAGGGAACGUUCAUGCCACCAAACAAUUUUCUUCAAAGCAUACUGGUUCAGCUUUUAGACCUUAUGUUUCACCUUACCUCACUAACACAAACAUAGCGGGACAGGAUAAGCAGAGCAGUGGAUAUCCUAGUUGGAUGACUGACAAUGACAAAAGCAAGAUGUUUGACAAGGUUGACUUGAUUCCUAAUAAUUUUUCCAAACCAAAACCGUCAUCGUAUGCAAAGUCCAAUUUUGAUCUUGUCCGAACAAUAUUGAGGAACAAUGAAAGACCAGCAAGUCCUUCUUUUCAUGUGAAGAAAAAGGUUGCCAAUUGUGCUGAUGGCAGAACAAAGCCACAGACAUCUCAUUCUGGAUCCUUGCAUGAAAAUCCAAAUAAGAUCACUCACCUUUUUCAAAUACUUCACCUAGAUCAAGAAAAACCAGAGGUAAGGAAGAAAUCAGGACCAUCCCGAUGUGUCUCAGGGCAGCAAGCCUCAUUACCUGUGACCUUGCCAACUCUGACAAUGAGUUUAAAUGGGAUGAGCUUUUCACGUCCUGCAAGACCACAGAACCGCCGCUUACCAUCACGAUGGGCAACAAGAUCAUCAUCUGCACCAGCUGUACAUAACAGAGCUGCACAGAAAUGCGAACAAGCUUUCAUAUUUAACAUAAAAACUUCAGUCAUAUAACAUUUCAAAGUGACAGUGCGGGUUAUGCUGCAUUGACUUUCUUAAAUGGUAGUACUUUUUAAUCCUGCAAAACAUCACACAGCAAGCGUCCUACACCUGAUCUCAACAUGGCUUAAGAAGGAAAAGUUUGUUAAAAUUAUGACCGGUAGUCUCCAGUACUUGCAUUGACCAUCUGAAUCUGUACACUUUGCAUAUCUGUAACAAUUAAAUUAUGUCAUUACAAGUUUAAUUAUUUUACAAUGUGUAUUUAUUAGUUAAAUAGUGAAUGUUUAUUUUACAAUGUUUACUGUACAAUUCUGUAUUUUGUUGUAAACUUGUAUAUCAGCUGUAUUCUAUGAGGAGCAGAAAGCUCAGUUAUUUGCAUGCUAAUGUGUUUGUAUAUGCAUGUGUAGUUGAAACUUGCAAUGUCUGUGGGCAUUUUGGUAACACAUGACAUCUAUAUUACCUGCUUAUGAUCAGGAGCAAGUUUCCUUCCAAGCAGGUCUUUUUUUUCCAUUAUUACAUGUGGAUGUAUAAAACAGAGCAAUGAGUCAGCCUCAUAAUUUCAUUUUAAAUGUGUCUUGACAUUAUUACUCAUUUAAGGCACUUUGAAGAACGAAAUGUUGUUCUUAGUUAAGCCUAUUCCCAAAUGUAAAAAAAAAAGCAAAUGUACAAUAUUAAAAAUAAAACUGGCUGUA